This is a messenger RNA of Vicia villosa (hairy vetch), 1371 nucleotides long. RefSeq lists its product as uncharacterized. The record is from RefSeq and is a predicted model, not a curated record. The coding region runs from base 132 to 827 and encodes 231 amino acids. Lineage: Eukaryota; Viridiplantae; Streptophyta; Magnoliopsida; Fabales; Fabaceae. The transcript is spliced from 5 exons.
UUGGUUCUUGUUUAUAAGAUCCAAACUGCCAAACAUUUUAUCUCCAUUUUUUCUUUCUUUCUUUCUUUCUUCAUUUCUGUUUGAUUAUAUCAAAAGCUACUAUUGAUCUCAAUUUUAUUUGCUAGUAGGAUAUGUCAAAUUCUACCAGUAAAUUUUCCUUGCCAACGAAGAGUGGUUCCAGUUCCAACCGGUUCAAGUUUUUUAUUCCUAGGAACAACAAAAAUAAGCAGCAACAAAAUCCAGAACCAGUUAAUCAGGAUGCUUCGCAAGUCGAAUCAUAUGAAUCCGUUUCGCCAGUUUCUGCUAGCGUGAAAAAUUCGAAUAAUCUCGUAUCCUCAUUCACUCAAAAAUUGCAAGUCGACUCAUAUCCGUAUGAGUCGAACUCGCCAAUUCCUGCUAGCGUGAAAAAUUUGAAUAAUCUCUUAUCCUCAUUGACUCCAUUGACUGUGGGCAAAGGAAGCAAAACUUCUGAAAAUGCGGAGAAACCCUACUUUGUUCUUGAAGACUUGUGGGAGUGUUUCAAGGAAUGGAGUGCAUAUGGAGUGAAUGUUCCUCUCACACUCAGCGACCAUGAACAUGUCAUACAAUACUUUGCUCCUUAUAUCUCUGCAAUUCAACUCUAUGUUGAAGAUCAAGAAUUGGACAAGAAGGCCAGUGAGGAAAGUGGUACUUCUGUGCCACCAAACAAGGCACCUCAUAAGCUUGUCUAUGAAUACUUUGAGCAUGAUUUGCCAUAUGUACGCCUUCCCCUUAGUGAUCAGGCAAGUCCUUUUCUUUUUCAAAUAUAUCUCUUCACAUUACAUCUCUUUCUCCGGUUUGAACCCUAAUAGUUUCAUUUUCCUCUCAGGUUUCAAUUCUUGCCCAAGACGAUCCUUGUAUAAAUAAUUUGAAGAGCUCUGAAUUAUCACCAUGUAGCUGGUUUUCCGUGGCUUGGUAUCCGAUUUACCGUAUCCCUCUAGGACCAACGAUGAAAAGCCUCGAUGCGUCCUUUCUUACUUACCAUAAGCUGUCAACUGAUUUCAAAAUCAAAACUCAUCCGGAGAUGCGUGACGGAAGGUUGAAAAUCUCUCUUCCAAGCUUUGGCCUAACUACUUAUAAGGUCAAAGGGUCGAUUUUGCCUUUUCCUGCAGCGUCUGAAUCGCGCCUAUUGAACUCGUUUUUGAAGGCUGCUGAUGAUUGGUUGAAGAAUUUGGAGGUCAGCCAUUAUGAUCAUAACCAUUUUGUUAAGAAUGGUAAGCAGUGGGUUGAUUAGAAGAAGGUUUCUUGAGAUGAGUGAAAGUUAGUUCAUGUUGAAGUUAGAAAAGACUUGUUCUUAUUAGGAAUCUCUAUAGUAGGAAGUUGAAAACUCAAUGGUCUCAAUUUUUACUUUGU